Zingiber officinale is the source of this 1515-nucleotide messenger RNA. Its product is annotated as polyol transporter 5-like. The coding region runs from base 70 to 1515 and encodes 481 amino acids. The transcript is spliced from 2 exons. The record is from RefSeq and is a predicted model, not a curated record. Lineage: Eukaryota; Viridiplantae; Streptophyta; Magnoliopsida; Zingiberales; Zingiberaceae. Gene Ontology annotation, biological process: transmembrane transport. Gene Ontology annotation, cellular component: membrane. Gene Ontology annotation, molecular function: carbohydrate transmembrane transporter activity.
GAUGCCCCGGCGGCGCCGGCGAAUCCCCGGAACAAGCGCUUCGCCGUCGCCUCUGCCUUGCUCGCCUCCAUGACGUCGAUAAUCUUGGGUUAUGAUAUUGGAGUGAUGAGUGGCGCGGCGAUAUUCAUAAAGGAGGAUCUCAAGAUAACUGACACGCAGAUUGAGAUUCUGCUGGGUAUCCUGAAUCUCUAUUCGCUGGUGGGUUCUUAUGCCGCCGGAUUCACCUCCGAUUGGAUUGGACGGCGGUACACUAUCGUGCUAGCCGCUGCCUUUUUCUUCGCCGGCGCCCUCCUCAUGGGUUUCGCCACGGGCUACGUAUUCCUUAUGGUAGGGCGGUUCGUGGCUGGCAUCGGCGUCGGAUACGCUCUUAUGAUCGCCCCUGUUUACACCGCCGAGGUGGCGCCUGCCUCCUCCCGCGGCUUCCUCACCUCCUUCCCGGAAGUCUUCAUCAACAUCGGCAUCCUCCUCGGCUACGUCUCCAACUUCGCCUUCUCUCAUCUUCGGACCUCCAUCGGGUGGCGAUUCAUGCUCGGCGUUGGCGCCAUCCCCUCUGUUUUCCUCACCGUCGGGGUGCUCGCGAUGCCCGAGUCCCCCCGCUGGCUCGUCUUGCGCGGCCGCCUCCGCGAGGCCAGCCGCGUCCUCAAGAUGAUCUCCGAUACCCCCGACGAGGCGAGGCUCCGCCUCGAGGAGAUCAAGGCCGCCGCUGGCAUUCCCGCCGAGUGCGACGACGAUUGCACCGUCCCCAAGGGCAGCGCCGACCUGGAGAAGGCGGUGUGGAAAGAGUUGCUGCUGCGGCCGACGCCAGCGGUGAGAAGGAUGCUUCUGACGGCGGUAGGGAUCCACUUCUUUCAGCAGGCAUCAGGGAUCGACUCGGUGGUGCUCUACAGCCCGCGGGUGUUCGAGAAGGCGGGAAUCCGCGAGAAAAACAAGCUGCUGGAGACGACGGUGGCAGUGGGGUUCACCAAGACGCUCUUCAUCUUGGUGGCGACCUUCCUGCUGGACCGGGUGGGGCGGAGGCCACUAUUGCUGGGGGGCACCGGCGGGAUGUUGUUCUCCCUGCUGGGGCUCGGCAUCGGGCUGACGUUGGUGGAUCACGGCCGGGAGGCCGCGGUGGGGCUGUGCGUUGCGUCGAUCCUCACCUACGUGGCGUUCUUCUCCAUCGGGAUGGGGCCCAUCACUUGGGUGUACGGGUCGGAGAUCUUGCCGCUGCGAGUGCGGGCGCAGGGCGCCAGCAUCGCGGUGGCGGUCAACCGGGUGACCAGCGGCAUCAUCACCAUGACCUUCAUCUCGCUGUACAAGGCCAUCACCAUCGGAGGAAGUUUCUUCCUGUACGCCGGCGUCGCGGCGGUCGCGUGGGUUUUCUUCUUCACCUGCUUGCCGGAAACGAGAGGGAGAACGCUGGAGGACAUUGAGAACUUGUUCGCGAUGGGGAAAGACAACGAGAAGGCGCCGGCAGAUGGGGAUGAGAUGCCGGCGGCGAACUCUACUAGUGCAAAUGCAACAGCCCAACGCUAG